AUUCAAAUUGCAAAUCCUCGUUCUGGACUUUCGCAGGCUUCAGUUGUUGUUCUUUAUUGUACAUAUUUAAUCACAAGUGCAGUGGCAAAUGAACCGGGAGAAUGUAAUCCGUUGACACAAAGCAGUGGAACGCGUACAACUACUAUCGUUUUAGGAGCAAUAUUUACCUUUUUGGCGAUUGCAUAUUCGACGACACGAGCUGCUAGUCAAGGCAAGGCAUUAAUAACUAAAUCGGAUUAUCAUCCUUUAAAUACUGCUACAGCAGUGCCUUUGAUGACUAACCAGCCAAACGGACUCAAUCCCAACAUGCGAUCUGAUUCGGUGUUGGCUGCUUCCAUUGAAAGCGGUUACGUAUUUUUCCAUCUCAUUUUCGCUAUCGCGUCUAUGUAUGUUGCAAUGCUUCUUACGAAUUGGAACAACAUGUCUACGGAGGACGACAAUAAUGACGGUGAACUUGUUAAAAUUGGUCAAUCGUAUACCGCCGUAUGGGUUAAAGUCAUUUCAAGCUGGGCUUGUUUCUUAUUAUACACAUGGACUUUGGUUGGACCAGUAUUGAUGCCUGAUCGAUUUGAGAUUUACUAA
Dentiscutata heterogama is the source of this 582-nucleotide messenger RNA. Lineage: Eukaryota; Fungi; Glomeromycota; Glomeromycetes; Diversisporales; Gigasporaceae. The record is from the annotation of a GenBank genome assembly.